Messenger RNA from Aphidius gifuensis, 2375 nucleotides. It is a transcript of the gene Cdc16, whose product is annotated as cell division cycle protein 16 homolog. The record is from RefSeq and is a predicted model, not a curated record. Gene Ontology annotation, biological process: cell division. Lineage: Eukaryota; Metazoa; Arthropoda; Insecta; Hymenoptera; Braconidae. Gene Ontology annotation, molecular function: protein binding. The coding region runs from base 338 to 2287 and encodes 649 amino acids. The transcript is spliced from 4 exons.
AUAUUAUUAAGAUGGAAUGUCAUGCAUUGUAUUUAAAUUACGACUGUAUUGUUUGACAUAAAAAAUAAAAAUAAAUAAAUAAUAAUAAACAUAGAUAAACAACAUUCAAAAUAAGUGACAUAUGUGUCAGUCAUUUUGUAGCGAUAUGCUAGAUGUUUAUGUUAUCAACAAAAAAAGAAAAAAAAAAAAAUGUGACAGCCAUCAAUAAACAAACACCGGUUGACAAUUGACAUAAAAACAUUAAGCCUAACCUUAAAAAAUAAUAUCUAUUUGCUUGUUGUUUUUUAUUGCAAAAAAAUAUAUAAAAUUAAUAAUAAUGAAAUAUUAAUAAUUAAUUAUGGCUGGGAAAAAUUCUAAUACUGAGCCUGCUAUAAAAAUGCAAGCUGACAAUAAAAACAUUAACUUGGAUAAUUAUAGAAAAUUAGCAAAAUCUUACAUUGAUUUGCACAUGUACAGUGCAGCAUUGUUUUGGGCUGAUAAAGUUGUAUCAAUGAGCAAUGACAAUCCAAAAGACAUUUGUAUAUUGGCACAGUGUAUGUAUCUUAUGAAACAAUACCAUCGUUCUGCUCAUCUAAUUAAAAGUCGAGGUCUUGAAAAGAUUGACUUAAUGUGUCAUUAUUUGACAGUUAGAAGUUUACUUGAAGCCAAAGAAUUUAGUGAAGCUCUUCAAGUAAUAAAUGAGUCAGAAAUAUGUACAAACAUGUCUCAAUCAGGUGUUAAUUUUAUUGAUCAUGAAAAUAUACUUGAAGAUGCACCAAAAAAUGUACAAAGUGCAAUUUUAUAUGUUAAAGGACGUGUUUAUGAAGCAACUGAUAAUCGUUCAGUUGCAACAGAAUGUUAUAAACAAGCAUUACAUUGUGAUGUUUAUUCAUAUCAAGCAUUUGAAGCCCUUGUACAAAACCAAAUGUUAUCAGCAACUGAAGAACGUGAAUUGUUAGAAUCUUUACCAUUUAAUGAACAAUGCACAGAAGCUGAUAAAGAUUUAUUACAUUUACUAUACGAAAGUAAGCUAAAAAAAUAUCAAGCACCAACUGAUGAUAUUACACAAAUAACAUGUAGCAUUAAAGGUAUAUCAAUAACUGAUAGACUUGAAAAUAAUCUUGAUAUACAAGUUGCUAAAGCUGAAAGAUUAUACUACAAUUGUGACUAUCAGCAAUGUUUUAAUUUAACUGAAAAAAUACUAAAAAAAGAUCCAUAUCAUAGUUCAUGUUUACCAGUACACAUUGCAUGUCUUGUUGAGUUACGUAAAACGAAUGCAUUAUUUUAUCUUGCUCAUAAACUAGUUGAUCUUUAUCCAGAUAUGGCAUUAUCAUGGUUUGCUGUUGGUUGUUACUAUUUCAUAAUAUCAAAAAGCGAUCAUGCAAGAAGAUAUUUAGCCAAAGCAACCUCUUUAGAUCGUUUGUUUGGACCAGCUUGGUUAGCAUAUGGUCAUUCAUUUGCUGUUGAGAAUGAACAUGACCAAGCGAUGGCUGCAUAUUUUAAAGCAUCACAACUCAUGAAGGGUUGUCAUUUACCACUGUUAUAUAUUGGCCUUGAGUGUGGCUUGACAAAUAAUUUAAAACUUGCUGAUAAGUUUUUUCAACAAGCACAGAGUAUAGCACCAAAUGAUCCUUUUGUGAUACACGAAACUGGUGUAAUAUCAUUUUUUAAUAUGGACUAUAAAAAUGCUGAAAAACAGUUCAAAGAGGCUAUGAAUAUUAUUCAAAAUAGCUCAAGAGAUGUUGUGCUGCCAACAAAAUGGGAGUCGUUACUGAAUAACUUAGGCCAUACUUGUCGAAAAUUAAAAAAAUAUGAUGAAGCAUUGGAUUAUCAUCAACAAGCACUCGUUUUAAAUCCACUUAACCCUUCAACAUAUUCAGCAAUAGGAUUUGUAUAUGCAUUGACUGGUGCUACACAAGAUGCUGUUGAUGCUUUUCAUCGAGCAUUAGGAUUACGUAGAGAUGAUACGUUUACUACCACAAUGUUAGGAUACGUUAUGGAGCAGUUAAUAGACGAGAGCCCACCCUAUUUAGAUGCACCAAGUGAAAUUCCAAAGUAUAAAGCAUCAGAGUCACAACCAACUGUUGAAUCAUCAGCAACAAGCGUACCAGUUGAUUCGCAAGACCCGGAAAUAAAUAAAUUACGUGUUAAUUUAUUCUCCCAAUGGAGUGAUGAUAGUGCAAAAAAAUCUGAUAAUUUAGCUAACAAAAACGAGCAUAAUUGUAAUGAUAUUGUUAAUUAUUCGACAGGCGAUAUAAGCUCAGAAGUGGAAAUGUUGGAUUCAUCAACAAUUCACAUAGAGUAUUAAAUAAAGCAAAAUAAUCAUCCCAAAUAAUAAUAAUAAUAAACAAAACCGGUUUUUAUUUUAUACUGUUUUAUACCCAUUAUAUCGAUAA